AUGACCAACACGCGUGGCGCAAGUAAAUUAAUACCACGGACGCUGAUUCGAAAUGUCCAGGCCGUCCUCCCACAGUCCAUUCGGCGUCCGCAAAAGAGCCAUCUCGCCGGCCUUCUGAUCGCCAUCUUCCUCACGCUGCGACUACGCCAGCGCAUCCACAAGAAAGUCACCAUGCCAGCCGCAUCCACCAAGGCACCCGCCUUUCCCGGCUUCAAACCCCUAUCCGAGCAGGUCUUUGUCCGGGAACCCGCAGGUGAUGCCGCCAUCAAGCCCGCGCCCGACCACCCCGACGUCGUGCUUGUCUAUGGCUGGGGCGACGGCAUCCCCAAGCACGUCGUCAAGUACGCAGACGGCUUCCAGACAGUCUAUCCCGCGGCCAAGCAAAUUGUCGUCCUCUCGCCCAUCAGCAAAGCCAUGUUCAGCACGCUCGCCGAGCGUUCGCUGCAGAUGGCGCCCGUGGUGCAGGAGCUCUUUCCCGACGGCGCCCACGUCGACGACAGCCGCCGUCGCAUUCUCGUCCACACCAUGUCCAACACGGGCGCGGUGAACUACGCCGCCACCAUCAACCGCUUCAAGGAUGUUUACAGCAGACCCUUCCCCCACACCCUCUUCAUCAUGGACUCAACACCCGGCAGCGUCGCCAUCACCUGGGAUAACCUGAAGCGCUGGUCGCGCGCCAUGUCGCUUGGUAUGGCCAAAUUCUUUCCCUGGCCUUUUGUCGUCACGCAAGGCAUCUUUCUCGUCUUCCUUUUUAUCAACAACCUUGUCGAGCAGGCGACCGGACGCGAGAGUGCGGGCGGGUGGAGCAGAAGGGCGUCCCUCAACAAGGAGUGGGAGGCCAUUGGCGCGCGGAAGCUGUACAUGUACAGCAAGGAGGACGACCUCAUCAACUAUGAGGACAUUGAGGUGCAUGCCGCCGAGGCGAAGCAGCUCGGAUGGAAGGUGGAUGUCGAGGUGUUUGAGGGCUCAGGUCAUGUUGGACACAUGAGGCUGCAUGCUGCGCAGUACUGGACAGCAAUCGCCGAGUCGUGGAAGAAGGCAGUGGCGGAUGGCGAGGCCUGA
This is a messenger RNA of Emericellopsis cladophorae, 1062 nucleotides long. RefSeq names its product DUF829-domain-containing protein. Lineage: Eukaryota; Fungi; Ascomycota; Sordariomycetes; Hypocreales; Bionectriaceae. Bases 1 to 1062 code for a protein of 353 amino acids. The record is from RefSeq and is a predicted model, not a curated record. The transcript has a single exon.